Messenger RNA from Cucumis sativus (cucumber), 1560 nucleotides. Its product is annotated as dof zinc finger protein DOF2.4. The transcript has 2 exons. Lineage: Eukaryota; Viridiplantae; Streptophyta; Magnoliopsida; Cucurbitales; Cucurbitaceae. Gene Ontology annotation, biological process: regulation of DNA-templated transcription. The coding region runs from base 146 to 1111 and encodes 321 amino acids. The record is from RefSeq and is a predicted model, not a curated record. Gene Ontology annotation, molecular function: DNA-binding transcription factor activity; DNA binding.
AACCCUACUUCCCUUUAUCUCUUUUCCAUCAUCUUUCUUUCUUUCUCUCAUUUCUGAGCAAGUCUCUCCCAUUGAUGUGAUUCUCCACCAUCAACGAACUUUUGCACAAAAGAGAAAGCUCUUCACAAGAAUUAUAACAAAUACUAUGGUUUUUCCUCCUCUCCCUUCUUAUUUGGAUCCUCCUAACUGGCAACCGUUGACGAAUCAUCAAACGGGAGGAAAUGACACUGCAGAGGAUUCUGGUCAAGUUUUACUGCCUCCGCCACCUGGGGGUGGGGGAGGUGGUGACGGUGGUGGUGGUACCGGGUCGAUUAGGCCAGUUUCGAUGACUGAUCGGGCUCGGUUGGCAAAGAUUCCGCAGCCAGAGGCCGGCUUGAAAUGCCCUAGAUGUGAAUCUACAAACACCAAAUUUUGUUACUUCAAUAACUAUAAUCUUUCUCAGCCUCGUCACUUUUGUAAGACUUGUCGUCGGUAUUGGACACGUGGUGGUGCACUGAGGAAUGUUCCGGUUGGUGGUGGCUGCCGUAGGAACAAGAGAACCAAAUCUCGGAAUCGGUCGAAGUCUCCAGCAGCCAGUGAACGACAAUUAUUAGGUGGAUCAACUAAUUCCACUGCUGCAGUUUCACUUUCAACACAACCCCAUUUGCCGUUUUUGUCUUCUUUACAUAAUUUCUCUACUUACGGCCUCAAUUUGGGGAUAAUUCCGCCUCAAGCUCCUCCAACAAGCGGUGGCUCUGCUGCCGGAGGAGUAGAUGUUCAUGAAUUUCAAGGUGACCAUUGGAGAUUACAACCACCACAACAAUUCCCUCUCUUGGCUAAUGAUCAACAACCUAAUUUGCUUUACACUUUCGAACCACCCGAAGGCGCCAUGGCUCGGUAUAAUCUUGGUGGGUUCUCGAGAUUAGGGAUUGAAAACGACAUUGGGAUGACAAUGGAGUCUGGGGCGGUGAAGGUGGAGGAGAGUAAAGGAAUGAACUUGGGGAAGAAUUUUCAGUUUUGGGUUGGUGGCGGUGGCGGAAACGAUGUAAAUGCAUGGAGUGGCGGCGGCAGUGGUGGUGCCGAUCUUCAUGGCUUCUCUUCAGCCUCCGCCAGCCACUUAUUGAGACAGUAAUUUUUCUCAAUCCUUUUGAACUUCUCUUUUUGUUACUAAAACGUUCACUAGGAAAAAGAAAAAAAAAGUAUGAAUUGAAACCAAUCAUAUCAUUUUAAAGGUUUUCAAUGCUGAACUGUGACUCAAAAGAGACCAAAGAAAGUGAUGAUGAAAAUGGAAAAAAAAAAAUUGAUGGACCAGCCUAGGGUUUCAAACUUUCUAAGGGUUUUUUUUUUUUUUUUUUUUUUUUAAUUUAGAAAUUUGGAUGGUGUUUUGGUUAAUUAAUUACUAUAGGGUUUCUCUUAUAUAUGUAUAUCAUUGGGAAGGUAGUCUUUUGUAAGUGUAGGGGGUGAAAAAUAUAUUUACAAAGAUGACCUAUAUGUAUAAACAAUAUAUAUAUUAUGUUUAAUUAAUGUUAUAACCAUGAGUAUUAUGGUUUUUGUACUUAAAUUGAUGGUUUACUUUUCUUA